AAAUUAGUGCAAAUAAGAUGGGCUCAAAAAACAAAAAUCUCCAGACCUAAGUCUUAAAAAAAACUUAAUUAAAACGAAAAAAAAUUAAAAUUUGAAUUAAAGUGUAAUUUUUCAAACAUCGUGUCUUUUACUUUUUUAGCUUCCGCUUUUUCACAUUACUUGGCAACUCUUUGAUAAAAAAAAUUGCACAAGCAAAAGAAAAUCGCAAUAUACAAAAGCAAAAGUUAAUAUACGUAUGUCCAUAUAUAAAAAACAAACAUGCAAUGCCUGAGAUGUUUAAUAAAAUAUGCUGGAGCAGCAGUAGUACAGCGGCAGCCACUUCGCCCCUUGUCAAUCCAAUGGAAUUUGGCCCAGAACCAAAAGCCGGUGGUUGGAAACCCAGGAGUACCCAAAAACAAAGAUACCAGGAGUUCCAAGACGGGCGCCCAGAAGAUCACCCUUAUUCAGCAGAAUGAGUCUCAUAGCAUCACCACUUUAGAGGAGGCUCAGAAAUUGGCAAAGAGGCGGGAGCUGCACCUGUUGCGCUUGGAGCAAACAGAUACCGGAAGACCCAUGUUUAAGCUAGUGACUAAUGCAGAAAUUCUAUCGGAUGAAGCGGAUCAAUCGAAGUUCACUAGCGAAAAGACCAAGGACAAAAAGUCGGAGAAGUCCCUAACUAUAGGUACACGUAUCACGGAUCAUGACCUCUCCUCGAGGCUCAAGAACAUUGUUAAAUGGCUAGCCAAGCGCCACGAAGUGCGCAUCCUCAUCCAAGGAAGUCCCAGUGGAUCUGAUGAGAGCAGUACAGAACGAAUAGUAAAAGCGAUCGAACAGACUAUCAAGGAGCCGCAAUUAAUUGGCAGAAUAGUCCAAAAACGCAGCAAGAGCACCUUCAUCAAGUUCAGCAUAAUCCCUGUAGCGGCGCAACCUGUCGUCACAGCUAAUCCAAACACAGCCCAGUCUUGACAACUAACGCCUUUGCUUCGGAUGCGCCAUGAUUAUAGCACGGCAAAGGGAAACCCACAGAAUUGCGUGCUUAAAAUUUCAUCCCGCCACUUUUCUGAGAGGGUAAGAAAGGAACGUAAAAAAUCAGUCGAAAUCAAUACCACUUCCAUUGUCACCACUGGAGUACUGUUUCUUUUAUUUUCUCUAAAAUAUUAUUACUGGCACCAGCAUUUUAUGAAACUCUGGAACAAACAUAAAGAAACACCAAAUAAUGAGCUAAGAAUAAAGAAGGAGGAUCCACCAUAGUCAUAGCCAGCAUGAACAAAAUCCCGAUUAUUGCUCAUAAUAACUGUUUUACUGUUUAUAAUUUUCGUAAAAAUUACACCAUCUUCUCAAAUAAAAUACCAUAAUAAUGCAA
Molecule: messenger RNA, 1342 nt
Organism: Drosophila eugracilis
Lineage: Eukaryota; Metazoa; Arthropoda; Insecta; Diptera; Drosophilidae
Gene: mIF3
Product: translation initiation factor IF-3, mitochondrial
Exons: 2
Coding region: 259-945 (228 amino acids)
Biological process (GO): mitochondrial translational initiation; ribosome disassembly
Cellular component (GO): mitochondrion
Molecular function (GO): translation initiation factor activity; ribosome binding
Source: RefSeq, a predicted model, not a curated record